Fusarium falciforme is the source of this 3615-nucleotide messenger RNA. Its product is annotated as HET domain-containing protein. The record is from RefSeq and is a predicted model, not a curated record. NCBI's taxonomy places the organism in Eukaryota, Fungi, Ascomycota, Sordariomycetes, Hypocreales, Nectriaceae. Bases 1 to 3615 code for a protein of 1204 amino acids. The transcript has a single exon.
AUGCUGCCCAAGUUGCCAUCCAAGGCUAGACCCCGAUGGGAUCAUUUGGGAUUUCGAGAGCAGGGCAGCGAUGUCGCCGACGAGAGGAUCAAAGCCCUGCAGGCCGAGAUAAAAGUCUUGGAGGAAGAGGAAGAAAUUUUGAAGAGAAAGCAAGAUGAGAUAUCGAACAUCGCCGGCAAGGAACGAGAUGACGCCAUUUCGAGGAAUAGGGCCAUACAACAACAGCUUAAAAAAGCCAAUGAUCCAGAUAUCGGCAGUCUCCAACGCAAUCUCGCUGACAGAUUCAAGGAGACAGAGUCAGCAUUGAAGCUCAUUCUUGACAGACUUGAAGUUGGCGAGAUUCAUCAAAAGAUGAAGGAGAUAUGGCAAGAACCAGGGAAACAGAGUCCUCUUGUGGUCCAGAAGAAAUUGUCACAAAGGAAAAGGAACAAAGAGGAGUUGACGCAAAAGAAAGCGACUAUCACACAAAGCGUGAAGCAGCUGGAGGCGGAGCUGAAGGCCCUUAACGCUCCCAAUCAGCCCGAGGAAGAAUCGAGUGAAUCGGAUUCGUGGGCCAGCAGCCGCAGCCGACCCAUGAGUCCAGAUAGGAAUUUGGACAUUGGUGAUGAGAAGAGUGCGAAGAGAGGGGAUGAAGGACGUGAAAAGGGCUCCCAAGCCAACGAGGGGGCUGAUACGGAAGAUGUAGCUCAUGAUUCUGGUGAAAAGAUGGCAGAAGAUGAAGUACUGGUUGAGCACGAAGAACCUGAAAGAGAUGCGACGAAAGGGGAUGUGAGGGAUGAGGCAAUUCAAGAGCUCAAGUAUCAACAAGAGCAACAAAAAGAGGCAGAAAAACUGGAACAGGUCAAAAAGGACAGUCGCAAGCAACGACAGAGGCUCGAGAAGAAAGAGGCAGAACUACACAAAGUUGAGAGGCUCAAGAAGAUAAACGAGGUCUCAACGAAGCUAGAUACUGAGAGGUUCAAGGAGGAGAGAUGCCAGCUCGAAAUAUCGACGCAGUAUCGUGAGAUAAAACGUCUGCAGAAGGAGCUGGAUGAGCUGAAAAGGGAACAGGACAAGAAGAAAGACGACAAAGAUGAAGAAAGUCAAGUCGAGAACGAUGGUGAAAUCUUGAAGCGGAAGGACACGCAAGAGUUUGAGGAGAUGGUCGAGCAGGAUGUGAGAGAAAAGGAACUCCGAGAGGUGAGGGACUUGGUUCUUUCAAAGAGAGCUCCCCACCCUGCGUUCCGCCGCGAGGAACGAGAACAUCGACUGGGGGUAGCACGGCGGGUACGAGAACGGAGACCUGUUUCAGUCCUUGGUCGUACGGACCGCCUGCAAGGCUUUGAUGCCUUGCCGAGAGGCAUGCGCGAGUUUCUUGAUCCCGAUGACUCGGACUCUACGAAUGAUGAGGCCGAGGAUCCUUCUCGCCAGAGAUUCUUGGAGUUGUUGGAAUUAAUGAUCAAAGGAACUGAAGAUCUCGAAGCCCAGAUCAGGAUGAUCUUGGAGCAUCGGGAAAAGAUGAGCCGAGCGGCAGACAUGAAGCAGAUACUCCAGUCAGAGAUGAGGUUGGAGAGGAGGUGGCUCGACCAUGUCAAGGUUCACAGCACUUUGGAAUCUGGUGGCAGCUGCUCAGACUCACUCAAGCACAAUCACCUCUCAGGCGAACGGGUCACAGACAAGAUCACCUACAAGGAUCUCGAGGGUGAAAGCUUCCGAGUGUUGAUCUUGCUACCAGCGCCUGAGCCUUACUACCCCCUGAUCUGCAAACUGGAUACCUGGCCCUUGAACGACCGCGGAGAGACGCGCCAAUACGCGGCCCUUUCGUACUUCUGGGGCUCGGAGGGUCACAAUGGGCGCAUUUAUUUCCUUGGAGACAACGACGAUGAACCAGGCGUGUCCAAUCCUGAUCGAUGGGGUUCAGCAGCAAGGAGAGCGACCUCUGUGCGCAUCCGCAACAACCUGUUCCGAGCUUUGUUACGUCUCCGAAGUCAUGGAAAAGGAGCUCAAAAGGUGGCCCUUUGGGUUGAUUUCUUAUGUAUCAACCAAGCAAACUCGGUCGAGAAAACCCAACAGCUGUCUCGGAUGGUCAACAUUUACAACAACGCAAGCAACGUCUGCAUAUGGUUGGGCGAGAGUGACCGUGACAAGAGAAGCGAUGAGGCCAUGGCCUUUAUACCUACUCUGAUGGACUUUGCAGUGUUUGACAGGCAUGCCAACGACCGGAAGCAGGCGAGAAAGUGGUAUGCCUUGGGAGAGCUGAUGAGAGACCGCUGGUUCUCGAGGCGCUGGAUUGUCCAGGAGAUUGCUCUGGCCAAGGACGCAACAGUACACUGUGGGGGAGCUAUAGUGCGUUGGUCUGAUUUUGCUGAUGCUGCUUCCCUCUUGGUCUCGAACCAGGACACUAUUAAGUCUCUAUUCGACUUCUCUGACUGGAGAGAGGGCCCCAACACUCUGGGAGACAUUGAAGCAUUUGGAGCUUCCAUUCUUCUCGAAGCAACAAACAAUUUGUUUCUAAGAAAGCACAACGGGGAGAUCAAGAGGCCCAUCAAGUCUAUUGAGUCGCUGGUGACUUCUCUCAAGACGUUCGACACGAGCGAUCAAAGAGACCUCAUCUACAGCCUCAAAUGCAUUGCUAGCGACACAUCCAGACAUUUGUGGCAACAUGACAAGGGCGGCCGCGACGAUCUUCCCGCCGACUACUCCAAGAGCGAGAUUGAAGUCUACAAGGACUUUACCGAGUUUUGUGUCAUGUCUUCCAACUCGCUAGACAUUAUCUGUCGUCCUUGGGCAAUGCCGGUGAAGGGAGGAAAGGCGCUGCCCUCUUGGAUACCUCUAUUAUCGAGCUCUGAGUUUGGCCUUCCUGACGAGAUUUACAGUGGACGCAAGAACGGAGAGGUUUUGGUUGGUCACGCUGGACAGCCAAAUUACGCGGCCGCAUCUCAAGAGCCAUGCAGGGUCCGAUUUGGCCGUGAGCCCCAAGAUACAAGCACAAGAGACAAAGGAGGUAAUGGCUCUGCACGAAGAGAGGUGCUAUGGGCACGAGGGUUCAGACUGGCCAAGAUUGAGGAUGUCUCGGCACGAAACACUGGGGGCGUUAUUACAAAAGAGUCUCUGGAUAUGGGAAAGUGGCCUGGAUUCGGAAAAGACACGGGCAGUGUCCCAGACCUUAUCUGGAGGACUCUGGUUGCUGACAGAAACCACAACGGCCAAGUGCCCCCGUCGUGGUAUCAGAGAGCCUGCCUGAGGUGUUUAGAGAUUGCUGAUGUUUUCAACAACGGAGACCUCAACAUUGGAGAGAUCCUGCAAGGGCACUCUGAGAUGCUCCGCAAGUAUCUCACGCGUGUCCGCAACGUGACGUGGAACAGGAGGUUCUUCACAGCGACUGUUCAGGACACCGAGUGGCCUCUUUUUGGUCUUUGCCCGCCAAAAUCCAGGGAGGGUGACUUUGUUUGUAUCCUGUACGGCUGCUCUGUGCCCGUGGUGAUGAGAGAGUCUGGUUCUGGACCCUAUAUGACAUUGAUUGGCGAAGCGUAUGUGCAUGGAAAGAUGGAUGGAGAAGCAUUGGAGGAUUUCGAGGAGAGGAAAACAUGGGGGCAAAACGGAGAAGUCAAGGAUGAAGAGUUUGCAAUAGUUUGA